Molecule: messenger RNA, 378 nt
Organism: Necator americanus (New World hookworm)
Lineage: Eukaryota; Metazoa; Nematoda; Chromadorea; Rhabditida; Ancylostomatidae
Exons: 3
Coding region: 1-378 (125 amino acids)
Biological process (GO): proton transmembrane transport
Cellular component (GO): vacuolar proton-transporting V-type ATPase complex
Molecular function (GO): proton-transporting ATPase activity, rotational mechanism
Source: RefSeq, a predicted model, not a curated record
AUGGCCUCGCAGACUCAAGGUAUUCAACAGUUGCUGGCUGCGGAAAAGAGAGCUGCAGAGAAGAUAAAUGAAGCCAGGAAAAGGAAAUUUCAGCGUAUGAAGCAGGCAAAGCAAGAAGCCCAAGCUGAAGUAGAGAAGUAUCGUCAGGAACGUGAACGUAAGUUCAAGCAGUACGAACAAACUUAUCUUGGGACUAAGGAGGAUAUCGAGAGCAAAAUUCGCCGUGAUACCGAAAAUGAGAUAGAAGCCAUGAAGAAGAAUGUUGCUGCCCACAAGCAGCAGGUUAUUGUGCGUCUGCUACAACUAGUGUGUGAUAUUAGACCGGAACUACAUCAUAAUCUGAUUCUUCAGAAGAAACUUCACGGACAGUUCUCAUAA